AGUGACUUGCAUAUCUAAGUAAGAAGAUCACGAGCUCAAAACGCACCUAAACAAGGAUCCAGUAACUUGAAGGUGACGGGACUUUUGCAACUUUAUGUGACAGUCUGAGCGACUUCAAGAAAUAUGUUACUCAAAACUGCACCUGCUCGUCUGUGCCUGUCACCACUAAUUGUCGCAUCUCUCUACUUGUCUACCGCGGUUUGUACUGGUCUGAAUCGUUUCGGCGACAUUCUCGCAUGUUUGCACUCAUUUCGUGCGAGCUUGAGACAACGCUGAUAUACUUCAAGAAGGCGAUUGUCCUCCUCGCUACAAGUGGUGUUUUCGUGUCUGUGCGAGCUUCAUCACUUGCUCCAUAUUGUCUACUCUUUAUAUCUCUCACCCCCCAGCUUGUCCCAGAACUCAUUCUCCGGCAACUCCACUGUAGGUUCAAGCUCAGCUGCGCUCAACAAGGGCAAGUGCGUAACAUUGUGCAGUGCUCUCAUCCGAGUCAUCCCGGCAGAUCCUACAAACCAAUUCAGAUGCGCUCAAGAGUCAACACCAUUUCCCUGACACUCGAUCACUGUGUUUGAAGCAUGGACUCACAGCACUCGCCGGAUUUGACUUGUCUUGCGAACGGCAGCCAUACACCUUGUACUCCUGUUGUUCAAUACGCUCUCGCUCUGGACUCUUUUCAUAGAUCCUGGACGCAAGCUAGUUAUCUUUUUUGACCGCCCAUGUGUCAUGUAUUGCUCUCAAAUUAGUCUACUGUAAUCCUGUUCAUGAUUGUCAGUAUCUCAAAUGGCGUUUUCAGUGUUUCGAGGAGAAGUAUCAG
Suillus subaureus is the source of this 811-nucleotide messenger RNA. RefSeq lists its product as uncharacterized. The record is from RefSeq and is a predicted model, not a curated record. The annotation marks the transcript as partial. Lineage: Eukaryota; Fungi; Basidiomycota; Agaricomycetes; Boletales; Suillaceae. The transcript has 2 exons.